AUGGUUAUACACCGAAAUACAAUCAUAACCCUCCACAAAGGUGGCGAAAGUAAUACAGCCAUAGUAAAACAUCUUAAAAUUAAGCGAACAACAAUCUGGAAGUUUGUCAAGAAAUUUCAAGAGACUGGUUCCACCGCUGGUCGACUUGGACGUAACCGUAAAAGAAGUGAGCGGUUCCCUCAGCUUAUAAAAAGUACCAGAGAAAAGAUGCAGCAAAAUCCUCAUCGUUCCGUCAGAAAACUGGCUGCUACAGCAAAAAAAAGUGCUGAAAGAAGAUUUCAGGAUUCACACGAGCUCACGCAAGUUUAUAAGGCCAUGAGACUGGAGAGAAGUUGUCUUAUGCUAUGUCAGAUUGCUGGAGGCAUGCUGCCCAAUCUGGUGUUUACUGAUGAAAAGAAGUUUGACAUCGAACAGACAGUACAAAUGAUUUCGAUAAUACUGAAAAAUCGCCGAGAACUGGCUGGAGAGCACAACCCUAAACCCUACCGUGCCCUCUAA
This is a messenger RNA of Octopus bimaculoides (California two-spot octopus), 498 nucleotides long. RefSeq lists its product as uncharacterized. The record is from RefSeq and is a predicted model, not a curated record. NCBI's taxonomy places the organism in Eukaryota, Metazoa, Mollusca, Cephalopoda, Octopoda, Octopodidae.